GAGAUAGCGGGUUGUUGUUUUUUUGCGUGCGUCGUGACGCAAUUGGUCGGAAAGAGAGGGGCGGGCCGAGGCGCGGUGCGAUUGGCUGGCGGCGGGGAGAAGCUGGCGGCGGAUUGGCGGGCGUCGAAGGGGCCUCUGAAGCGAGGCGAAAAGCAGCGGCGGGCCGGGGUCGCCAGCAGGAGCGGCCGCCAUGAGCGUGACGGGGACCCCCGCGGUGGUCUCGGUGUCCAUCAGCAGCAGCCUCAACGCCUUCCGCGCCCUGAAGCGCUACGCCCGAGGCCUCACCAUCGCCGAGUUCAAGUGUAAGUUGGAGCUGGUGGUGGGGAGUCCGGCCUCAUGCAUGGACUUGGAGCUCUAUACGCCAGACGACAAAUUUGUGAUGAAACUGGACAGCGACGAGGCCUUGCUGGGCUCUUACCCCAUCGACGACGGGUGCAGGAUCCAUGUGAUUGACCGGAGCGGCGCCCAGCUUGGGGAAUACGAAGACGUGUCGAGGAUCGAGAAGUUCCAGAUUCCUGAUUCCGAAUAUGAGAAAAGAACAGAUUCUGCCCGUUCCUUCCUGAAACGCAAUAAACUGGGGCAGUACAACGAGGAAGAUAUGGUGAAGAAAGAAGCCGAGCAGAAGGAGAAGCUGGCGGAAGAGAAGGCCCUGGCCGAGGCUAUCCCCGUGGGAUCCAGGUGUGAAGUGCGGGUGGCUGGGCAGCCGAACAAACGCGGGACGGUGAUGUACACUGGUGUAGCAGAGUUCAAGCCCGGCUACUGGAUUGGCAUAAAGUACGACGAACCGUUGGGGAAGCACAACGGCAGCGUCGGCGGGAAGCGCUACUUCGAGUGCCAGCCGAAAUACGGGGCCUUUGUGAAGCCGCAGCACGUCACAGUGGGGGAUUUCCCCGAGGAGGACUAUGGACUGGACGAUGAGAUGUAAAGGGGUUGGGAAGGGGGCGGCUCACGAAGGGACCCGAGGAGGAUCGCCACAGUCUCUUCGUGCCGCCGUUUCUGGGGCGAGGCGCUGCCACGCACUGCAUUCCUGCCGGUGAGCUGGCGGGAGAAGACUGGAUCGCUGCUGUCUUUUUGUUCGUGUUUGGAUGGCUUUUCUUCUCCCCCUCCCCCCCCCCCCCCGGUCAUAUGUGUCUAUUCAUCGAUGAUGCCAAACCCCCUUGUCUGUUCUCACACACUCACCUUUCCGUGCCAGUUUGGUAAGACGUAGAAUACUGGCAUGAUUUUGCUUCCUAACAGCACUCCAUGGGGUGGCGGGUAAGGGGGUGUGCUCUCCCGCUGCUUGCUGCUGCACAGCCAUGGGGUUCAGAAGUGGUUAGGCUUAACUGAAGUGUGUUGCCACCAUCAAGGCAAAAAGGACUCUGCUACGGGACUUUUCGCUCGCAUGGCGUCUGGUGCAAACUCGGCCGCUGCCCAUUACGUUCUUGUUUUGUGCUGUGCUGUUGGUUGAUGCAAUGUGAUAAUUACAGAUUUUUUAGAAAUGGAGCAGGAAGGAGGGGGGGAAAUACAUUCCAUGCAGGAGUUA
Molecule: messenger RNA, 1522 nt
Organism: Heteronotia binoei (common prickly gecko)
Lineage: Eukaryota; Metazoa; Chordata; Lepidosauria; Squamata; Gekkonidae
Gene: TBCB
Product: tubulin folding cofactor B
Exons: 6
Coding region: 191-925 (244 amino acids)
Biological process (GO): post-chaperonin tubulin folding pathway; cytoplasmic microtubule organization; tubulin complex assembly
Cellular component (GO): microtubule plus-end; nucleus; cytoplasm
Molecular function (GO): microtubule plus-end binding; alpha-tubulin binding
Source: RefSeq, a predicted model, not a curated record